AGAGUCUAAAGGGAUUCACGGAGUUUAGGAAUUGCCUCGACUGGAAGAGACACGAUUUGCAAGCUCACGGGAAAGGUGUCGGUAUUAUGCAAAAUGUUCAUCCUUAAAUUCCAUGAACCUUUUUGGGCUCUCCUCAAAAUAUAAGAGACAACUCCCCGCAGGGACAAUACUUCUAUUGAGGGAGUGAGCAGAUACUUGCCCUCAGUAGAGAUAUAUAUACCAAUGGAGUCUUAGGUUUAUUGGUUUCUUUAUAUAACUUGGCAACAGGUAACAUUUGAAAGUGAAUGUUAUUGAAUCAUUGAUUGUGUUGCAAUGCAAUCAAAUUUGAAAUUGUGAACAAUGUGGAACUCAAUGGCUAGAAUGAAAAGUUUGAUGGAUACGAUGCUUCCAUUGCAAUACCACCAAGUCCAUCCUUAUGUUAGACAAAUAAGAACAUGCGAAUAGGUGUCUAUGGCUGCACAAUGGGCAUCCUUAUUAGUUCCGCUUUAUUGAGGACGUUAAUUAACGGCCAAACUACCCAAGCCGUGGAAUCCCAUAAAACCUGAAAUCACGAAGCUUAUUGGGCCCACAUGUUUAGUUUAAUCACACCAUUGAAGCAUGCUUUGAAUCCCUUUAUAAAAUCACCCAUUUUCUCCUUUCAAGCUCAACUCUCCCUCCAUUUUCAUCGCAACCAAAAAAAUGGCAAUCCCUUCACUUUCUCUUCUCUUCCUUUUCACCUCUCUUCCUCUUGUUUCCUCUUCCCCGGUUAAAGACCCUGAACUUGUAGUUCAAGAUCUUCACAGGGCCAUUAAUGUGUCUAGGAGGAACCUUAAGUAUCUCUCUUGUGCAACUGGUAACCCCAUAGAUGAUUGCUGGAGAUGUGACCCUAACUGGGAGAAGAACAGACGGAGGCUAGCCGACUGUGCAAUCGGGUUUGGCAAGAAUGCCAUUGGUGGAAGAGACGGUAAACUCUACGUUGUCACUGAUUCUAGUGAUGAUGAUCCCGUGAAUCCGAAACCUGGAACUUUAAGACACGCUGUGAUUCAAGACGAACCGUUGUGGAUCGUGUUCGCUCGUGAUAUGACCAUUCAAUUGAAGGAAGAACUCAUUAUGAACUCUUUCAAAACAAUUGAUGGCAGAGGUGCUAGUGUUCACAUUGCUGGGGGUCCAUGCAUUACCAUUCAGUUUGUGACCAACAUUAUCAUCCAUGGAUUGCACAUCCAUGAUUGCAAACAAGGAGGGAAUGCUAUGGUGAGGGACUCCCCGCGGCACUACGGUUGGCGAACGACAUCGGACGGUGAUGGUGUGUCCAUCUUUGGUGGUAGCCAUAUUUGGGUGGAUCAUAACUCGUUAUCAAACUGCAAGGAUGGUCUGAUUGAUGCCAUUUAUGGAUCCACUGCCAUCACCAUUUCAAAUAACCACAUGACUCACCAUGAUAAAGUUAUGUUACUAGGGCACAGUGAUUCCUAUAUGAAAGACAAGAACAUGCAAGUCACCAUUGCCUUUAAUCACUUUGGUAAAGGGCUCAUCCAAAGAAUGCCAAGAUGUAGACGUGGGUAUUUCCAUGUGGUGAACAAUGACUACACCCAUUGGGAAAUGUAUGCUAUUGGAGGGAGUGCUAAUCCAACCAUCAACAGCCAAGGGAAUAGAUUUACUGCACCAAAUGAUAUAUUCAGCAAAGAGGUGACCAAGCAUGAAGAUGCACCGGAGAGUGAAUGGAAGAACUGGAACUGGAGAUCGGAAGGUGAUCUGAUGGUAAAUGGUGCUUUUUUCACACGGUCGGGUGCUGGUGCAUCUUCAAGCUAUGCCAAGGCCUCUAGCUUGGGUGCUAGGCCAUCAUCGCAUGUCGCUUCGAUAACAACUAAUGCCGGUGCACUUAAUUGCAAGAAAGGCUCUCGUUGCUGAUAGUAAAAGUUAUAGAUGUUAAAAUUCGAACUUCAAAUAUAUAAAAUGAGUUCGAAUUUUUCUUUUUAAAUUCGAGUUCGAUGAUUACAACCUCGGCCUGUUACUCAAGGACUUUGAGAAAGCAAGUGCAGAUGUGUUGAUAUAAUAUUUAAAUAUCUAUAAAUUCUGUCUUUUACUUUAUUUUGCAUUAAA
Molecule: messenger RNA, 2076 nt
Organism: Gossypium arboreum
Lineage: Eukaryota; Viridiplantae; Streptophyta; Magnoliopsida; Malvales; Malvaceae
Product: probable pectate lyase 18
Exons: 6
Coding region: 679-1884 (401 amino acids)
Molecular function (GO): pectate lyase activity
Source: RefSeq, a predicted model, not a curated record